Lontra canadensis (Northern American river otter) is the source of this 1431-nucleotide messenger RNA. It is a transcript of the gene EIF4EBP2, whose product is annotated as eukaryotic translation initiation factor 4E binding protein 2. Gene Ontology annotation, molecular function: eukaryotic initiation factor 4E binding. The record is from RefSeq and is a predicted model, not a curated record. The coding region runs from base 217 to 579 and encodes 120 amino acids. Lineage: Eukaryota; Metazoa; Chordata; Mammalia; Carnivora; Mustelidae. Gene Ontology annotation, biological process: negative regulation of translational initiation. Gene Ontology annotation, cellular component: cytoplasm. The transcript has 3 exons.
GAUCGGGCGGCGGCGGCGGCGGCUGAGAGGGCGGCGGCGGGAGCGGAGCGGGACGAGGGAGCGAGAGGAAACGAGCGAGGAGCGAGCGGAGCGCGCCCAGCCCCGCCCGCCCUUCCGCUCGCCGGAGCGGCCGCAGCAGCCCGGGCCCCCAGUCGCCGCCGCCGCCGCCCGCCCGCCCGCCCGCGGGACAAAGCCCUAGAGCCCGCGCCCAGAGCCAUGUCCUCGUCCGCCGGCAGCAGCCACCAGCCCAGCCAGAGCCGCGCCAUCCCCACCCGCACCGUGCCCAUCAGCGACGCCGCGCAGCUACCUCAUGACUAUUGCACCACGCCCGGGGGGACGCUCUUCUCCACCACGCCGGGAGGAACCCGAAUCAUUUAUGAUCGAAAGUUUCUGUUGGAUCGUCGCAAUUCUCCCAUGGCUCAGACCCCGCCCUGCCAUCUGCCCAAUAUCCCAGGGGUCACCAGCCCUGGCACCUUAAUUGAAGACUCCAAAGUAGAAGUAAACAAUUUGAAUAACUUGAACAAUCAUGACAGGAAGCAUGCAGUUGGGGAUGAUGCUCAGUUCGAGAUGGACAUCUGACCGCCUGCAGGAGCCGCAGGAGAGCAGCGGCGCCGAGGUCGGGCGCACCGGAUUGGGCCCAUCAGAUCAACAACGAACGGACAGAAGGGGCAGCCAGCAGUCCCAUUGCAGCCCCCAAGUCCACCUCUUCCUUGCUCUGGGUGCCAAAUGAUGCGCAGAUGAGCUUCAUCUGACCGUUUCCUCUCCCUCUUUCCUGUCCCCCUUCCCAGUUACACAGAUUCCAUCCAAGGUCCUUGGCAUAUUUCCGUAGACCUAAGCAGCCCACAGAGGAAAACAGUUAAACGCUGGCUUCCAUAGUCAUUUGAGAAAGACAGUUGAGAAAACCUAGCCUCCCCACACUCCCUCCACCCCACCCCCCCUUUUUUAAAAUCCCAUAUCAAAUGUCAACCUGCCCACAGUUGCUUGGCUGGGAAGUCUGGGGAAGUGACACGGGUGUGGUGGGUUCGGCACUGUCCACGUCCUGACCCCCCGCCUGCCCUCCCUGUCUCCCCUCUGUGGUUCAGAGCUGCAGGAGUCUGGGUCUCAGGUCUUCACAGCCGUCAGAGGGGGUGAGAAUGGCGAGAGCCACUCUCCUCGUCCCUCGAGACAUUUGCCCUUCGGGUCAGAGUGUGGUUUGUACAACUCUGCUGGCAUCACCCUGCCACGCUUUCUGAGACCCGCUUCGGCCCGCCUCCCCUCCUUCCUCCGGCACGAAUGUCUUCUGUCUUUAAUGUUCGAGUGCCGCUUCCUGUCCUUCACGGAGCACAUCUGUGCAGAAAAGUGUGGGCCCCACCUGAGGGGGGAGUCCUCGGGAAGCAGCAGAGCUCUCCUCUCCUCCCUCCCUGCUAGCGUCCCGCUGCCCGCUGUCCCCUU